Molecule: messenger RNA, 459 nt
Organism: Aspergillus tubingensis
Lineage: Eukaryota; Fungi; Ascomycota; Eurotiomycetes; Eurotiales; Aspergillaceae
Product: DNA replication complex GINS protein psf3
Exons: 4
Coding region: 1-459 (152 amino acids)
Source: RefSeq, a predicted model, not a curated record
AUGUGUCUCGAUAACUUAACAAUCGACGAAUUCGAUAAGGCGUAUCCGGAUAUGCUGUAUCCAAGCAAGACACAGCUCUAUGACGCCGCAAAAGAUUUGCUCAUAUGUAUGCGGUCACUGAAAAAGAAAGGUCACUUGGAUACAACAUUCGUGGGAAUAACAGGAGGGCUUGCUGUCAUGCGUUAUUGUCCCGAUCGUUUGCCCAGUAUUGCUCCUGCUAGGAAUGAAGAUAUUGACGUCGUCCUGGACUUAGGAGAUUCGACCCUGAAAGACCUCAUGAAUGCGUUGCAUUGGUAUAACUCGCAGCUCUUCAUAAAACACCGUGAGUCUCUCUACAUGCGGACACCAGGAGGCAAAGUGAGGAUCGACUUCAAGAUAAUCCCUGUGGACAGAAAAUUAAAAGGAAUGCAGAGUCUGUACGAUCUUCAACUGAUACAUCUACUACCUCCUGACGUCUAA